AUGGUCAGCGAUUGCAUUCCAGAUUCAGCUCCUGAGCCAAAGAAUUUACUCAGUGAGCUUGAACAAAUGAAGAAACACCUAUCAGAGCUGGAACGGAAACUGAGCUCGUCAACUUCACUGGAAACUCCAACAGAGUCUGAGGCAGAGGAUGAUGUGAUUUCCUUCAAAAAUACGCAUUUCGAUUUCGACGUUGAUGGCAGACUUGUGUUCGACAACGAUAUAUUUUCUCCCCGGAUGCUCUUGAUGAAAGACCCACUCACACGCCUCUCCAAGAAAUACAUGGGAGACAUGAAGAAGACUGAGAAGGCGCGCACGGAGUUUCUUAAUCUCAAAAAUCCCUGGUAUGCAAACGAAAAGGAAUCGAAGGUGAGUGAAGUAUUCAAGCAAAAAGCCUUGCACCGGCUGCCAUGGAUAUUGCAUAAGGAGACAGAGAUGCCUACCGAAGACUCUGUCAUCGACAUAGAUGGGCCUAAAGGUGGUCUGGGAGGCUAUUUGCAAAGUGUCAUGCCCACGAAAAAAUCCACAUGGUUACUGCUUGAUCGCUUUUUCGAGUACUGGUACCCCCAUUAUCCAUUUGUUGACGAGGAGCAUUUCACCUCCUCUAUAUCUGAGGUCAUCGGCGAACGCAGCAUGGAGGACGAGCAGAUAAACAUUAUUGGCAUUUUUCGAGCCAAGUUAGUCCUGCUCUCUUCGCUAUUGUAUCUGAUCCACCUUGGCCAACUGACAUUGUACACGAUCAACAUGGAACCGAUUGCCGAAACGGAGACCGACGAGAACCUAAAGUAUCUGGUGGAACAUCCAUUGAACAGCCGUCUUCUUACUACGGCCUCAUAUUGCAGCAAAUGGAGUGGUAUGACGCAUAUGCCAGCUUUGGCGACUCUACAAAACCUUCUCUAUUCCAGAAUUGCAUUCAGACAUUCGCCCAUGGAAGGAGAGCAUUCGGAUUUGGAGUCCUUCGCUGGAUUGGUCGUUCGCAUGUCCGACAUUUUGGGACUGAACAGAGACCCGACAACUGUAACCAAUUCUCUCACACCGAAGCAAGUGAAUCUCUGGAGAAAGUUGUGGCUUGGUGUGUGGACUGUUGACUCUGGCUGGUCCUUCCAAAAUGAGAGCUUCGCACCAAGGAUCCACAAAUUUAACACCAAAAUGCCGGUCUUCCUUGGAGAAACGAACGCGAAUUGCAAAAACGAGAGCGCGGAGAGAGGCUCUAUUGCUGUUCUUCAGAGUCGCGCGAAGCUUAACAGGCUAUUCGCCGCGCUCAUGGAGACAGUCACAGACCUCAGCGGGUCGGUCAAAACCUCUUGUCUUCUUGAACGGAUCAGGGAUUUGGAGACAUACCAGGAAAAUAUGACCGGUGAUAUAGUUAUGUUUCUGAAUCCGGACACACUUGGCUCAGAGGACAAAGUUACUCAAAUUCAGCGAAUCAACGGAUGCAUCCAAUAUCUCGAGAUAAAGCACAUGUUGGUGUAUCUCUACUACCAUCUGUUUCUGCAAUACGAGCUGAAAAACGAUAUCGCAAAGUCAAAGCAUUUUUUGAUGAAAAGCAUACGUUCCUUGAUGUCUAUCUUGAUCUUCGGACGCAGCUCCAUAUUCCGCCUUGGUGAUUAUUUCGGCCAUGGGAACGAACACGUUGUCGCCCAGCCAUUGAUGCAAUCUGUAGGCAGAACGCGGUGCUUGUAUUUCAUGCUUUUGGUGCGCAUUAAGCAUGUCACUUAUACAAAGUUCAUUCAGGGAAACACCGAAACAGAGGUGGUGGCCACCUGCAAUAGAAUAGUGGAAACUGUCGAGAGUUCAGUGGGUGAGGGACUGCAAAUCCAGGGAAAACUGGCAGCGACCCAUUUCAUUGCCUGGUUUGCAUGCAAAAUCCACUCCUUUGUUUAUGCAAAAGUGUACCCUGCAAUGGUGGAGUCACUUUUCAACACAGCGAAAGAACCAACGGAGGAACAUGAGAAGCUAAAUGUCAACAUAAUGCUCAGGUGGAAGAAAAGUGAUUUUGAGGAUCUGGCCGAACUGCUUUCCAGGAAAUACGAGUGUGAGGACGUCUUUCUUGGCUGUUCCUUUCCGAAUCAUUCAGAAAAGACGUCAGAUGCUGCUGGCGCAAUUGAUUCUGGCUGGAUUGGAAGGUUGCUCACUAACAGGUUGCAUCCAUACAUUGAAGGAAACCCUCUCAUUUCGGAGUUUCGGCAGGCUUUGAGACCGGAUCAAAGCGUGAGUAGUACAGACACCACUCCGGGAACCGGUCUCGAAUUUCUGGGCUCUGACUUGAACAUUGAUGAGCUCUUCACAAAUAUUGAUAGUUCCAUUUGGAAUACUUUCCCCCUAUAA
Ogataea angusta is the source of this 2325-nucleotide messenger RNA. RefSeq lists its product as uncharacterized. Bases 1 to 2325 code for a protein of 774 amino acids. The record is from RefSeq and is a predicted model, not a curated record. The transcript has a single exon. Gene Ontology annotation, biological process: DNA-templated transcription. Lineage: Eukaryota; Fungi; Ascomycota; Pichiomycetes; Pichiales; Pichiaceae. Gene Ontology annotation, molecular function: DNA binding; zinc ion binding.